Messenger RNA from Oikopleura dioica, 2418 nucleotides. The record is from the annotation of a GenBank genome assembly. Lineage: Eukaryota; Metazoa; Chordata; Appendicularia; Copelata; Oikopleuridae.
AUGAACGGAAUACUGUCCCGGCUAAAUGCCGUGUUCGCCUUUGGCAUGUGGGUCUGCACUGGCAUGACAUUUUUAACAUUUCUCGUCACCGUUGGAAUCGAUAUGACGAGGCCGCACGAUUUGGCGAUUCACGAUGCGAAAGUUACUCUUACACGCGAUCCCCACGGUCCUAAUAUCAAGCAAGAUCUUGCGUCUUUUCAUUUCGAUUUGGAAGUCGACCUGACUCCCCUCUUCCACUGGAACAACAAGCAACUUUUCCUGUACAUUCUCGCCGAAUACGAAACGCCUCAAAACGACAUCAACCAGACGGUCGAAUCGAUGGAAUCCGGAAAAAAGGCGGCCGGAUUUGUGACCGACUUUGAUUUUCUCAUUCAUAGAAUCAAGGAUGAAGGAGAAGAUCGAGCGGGAACCUAUUCCACAUUCACGCACAUGUGGCAGGAUUUGGAAAUGUACAAGAUUUUUGACGGACGAACGAGUGAGUCUGACAAGGCUGACUUUAUUGAUGCUUGCUAUUCCUGCGUCGUUCAGUUUCUAGUGCUAAAGGAUGCGGAUCAUUUGGUGAGAUCAACCUGUAUCUACAUGCUUUUGGCUCUUUAUACAACUCAGACGAACAAAACCAAGCGCGGCAUUCGAAUGACUCCUGCUCAAUACAAAAUUCUUUACGAAUUUGCGAUGGAAAGCUUCCAUGAAUACGGUUUGAGGGACACUUAUGCGGUCUUUUGGCAAUUACACCAUCUUGGAGCUUUUGAAUUUCCAACAACUCAUACACAAAAGCUCCUUGGAACAUCAGAUGUUUGGCAACACGCGAUUAAUUCUGACGAAGUUAGUCCAGCGCUGCUGAAUGUUGUCGACGAAAUAUCGGGCGACUUCGACGAGUCGCUUUCCUUCGCCGUGCAAAAUCUACGAAUGACGUUUGACGCGUACAAAGCCACGAUCCAACGAGUUCACGAGUGUACCCCUCCUGAUGCGGAUAUGAUCUACUACAAGUGCGUCAAUAAUCCGGCAGAUAUCGUCGACCGCACAAGACAGCGUAUAAUCGACAGGGCGAGAGAAACGGAACGGAUCAUCGCCGGUGUGCCGAGUUUAGACGAUGAAAAUAGCAUCUACAAUCGAAGACAGCGAAUUCGCCAUGCAGCCCAGACAUCCCGCGUUGCUAGAUGUGCAGUGGCUACUAUUGAUAGACCUGAGGAUGAGCAAGUGAGCCCGAGCAAAGAAGAACGAAAAAUUGUUGUGCGGAAGCAUCAAACCGUCGAAACUUUCAAUCAGAAACACCUUGUUGAGAAACAAAGCUUCUUUCCCAAGGGAAACAAGAGUAUCUACCCCUCAAAGGAUCUAGUGGAGAUCGCCAACUCGACGAAAAUAAAACGCGGAAGACCGUUUGUCGUUGACGUAGAAAGCAGAGUAAUCCAAAAAGGACAAGUGGGCCAGUGGCACGUCAGAAAGGAUAAGUUGCGCGCUGAGUCUGAAAGUGAAGCGGAAACUCUCAUCUAUGUCUUCAGCAAUGUUUACCCCCGAAAAAGAGAUAAAGUUCAAACUGAAAUGGAGCGAGAAACUCGACUUGAAGAGCUUGAACAAGAGCGCAAAGAACUCGAAGCUGCUCGUGAACAAGGUGUCGAUAAGAAGAUCAUCGAGCAGAAAGAAAAAGAGUUCAGAAAGAGAGAAAAGGUGAUUCAAAUGAUGGGCGAAGAUGAAGAGCCGAAAUUUGUUGGAAGACCGAGAAAGGAUGAUCCGAAGAGGGAGGAAAUGAGAAAGCCCGGGCCAAAGAGUGAGCUUCAGAAGAAGAGAAAACUCGAGCAGGACUUGAAAAAAUUCGAAGAAAAACAAAUCAUCAAAGAACAAAAGCGUCGAGCGAAGGAAAUCGAAAGGGAGGAAAAGAAAAGAGCGAUGAAAGCGGCAAGAGAAGCAGAAAAGGCUGCGAAAGAAGCGAAAAGCCCUCCGAAGAAGAAGAGAAAAGUCAAGACUGACGAAGAAAAACGAAAAGAAAAACGCCUUUCUGAAGAGAAAAAGAAAAUUAAACAAGAAGCAAAUGAGAAGGCUAAAGCGGAGAAAGCAGCAAAGCCGAAGUACCAGGCGCAUUUGGACUUCGACAAUUUGAAAGCAGGUGAUUUCUUCGAGACGGAUGAUCCGGAAAAUUCAUCGCCUCAAUUGGUAAAAAUCAGCUUUGUUGAUAAAUCGUCAGAAAGCGUCCGUGGAAUGUAUUGGGAUAUCGAGCCAGGAGAAGUCGGAAUGGCGCUUUAUGAAAGAACAUGGAAACCGUCGAAAGAAUACGACUGCGAAAUUCUCUUCUGCAGCGAGGAUUUCGCGCAAAAAGUGUACAUGCGAAAGGUUAUGCCAGGAGCUCAUCCUGCCGCUGGCAUGAAGCUUACUGCCAAAUCAGCUGAUCACAUCAAACAGCGAUGGCCAAAGCUAAAAGGAUAG